GCUCACCCACCGUCCGCGGCCCUGGGGCGGUGGGAGGUGCCAGGGCACGGGCUGGGAUGGGACGGGGGAGGCGAGGCCGGAGCUGCCUCGUUCCGCUGUACGCUCUGUUAACGGCCCGAGUUCGGAGCGGGUAUCUGCCGCAGCCGCACCACGCCUCCACGGUAGCCUCAGGCCGAGGCUGCUAUAGUAACGCGGAGGACGCCGGCGCUGAGCGGAGCCAGAAGGAGAGAUCCUAGUCAUGCCCUUCACCGAGCGCGCCUACUACCCGCCGGCGGCGGGGGGAGCCGGGGCCGUCACGGGAUCGGGGCCGUUUCCCGCCUUUCAGUUCCGCGACCGCCAUGAGGGCCCGGACUGGCGGCGGCUGAGCGCCGUGGAUGUGUGCCGGGUGUCGCGGGAGGGGGACGUGGCGGCCCUGCAGGAGCACCUGGAGCACGUCACCUUUUGCAGCGCCGAGCGGGAGCGCUGCCCGCACUGCCAGGGCCCCGCCGACCCGCUGCUGCUGAAGCUGCUGCGCCUGGCCCAGCUCUGCACCGAGUAUCUGCUGCACUCCCAAGAGUACCUUAGCGCCCAGCUUGGCAACCUGGAGGAGGCCUUGCGAGCUGCCCUGGCCCAGCGUGACGAGCUGGGCAAGGAAAUGACCCAGCGCUCACUGGAGAUCAAGGCGCUAAAGGAGGAGUGCCGGCGGAGGAAGAAGAUGAUCAGCACUCAGCAGAUGAUGCUGGAGGCCCGAGCCAGCUACCACCAGUGUCAGCUUUGUGAAAAGGCUUUUAUGAGCUAUUCCUUUUUACAAAGUCACAUGCAAAGACGUCAUCCAGAAGAAUUUCGAAUUGACCAGAAGAGGAAAGCAAAGACAGAGAAAUUGCAGGAUGAGAUUGAUAAACUGAAGGAGCAGUUGCAGCUCACCAAAUCCCAGUUAGAGGCUGAACAGCAAGCUAACGUGGUCAGGUUUUCUAAGGAAUGUGAACAGCAAAAAUCAAAAGAAGAAGAAAUUCUGCAGUCAUUUCAUAAAUGGAAAAAGGAGGAAAAAGAUAAAUUGGCUGAUGAAAUAGAAAAAGUGAAAGAGAUGUUUAUGAAAGAGCUUAAAGAGUUGUCUUCAAGAAACUCAACAUUAGAAAAUCAACUGGUAGAAUUACGAAAAUCCAGUAUGCCACAAAAAUCCAACUUAGGGACACUGAAAGACAGCCAGGACUUUACAGAAGAGGAACCUCAGAGUCCUCAGGAUUAUCACAGCGUGGUAAAGCUUCUUGAAAAACAGGAAAAUAAGUGGACAUCUAGAAUACAAGCCCUAAAUCAUGACCAUGAGACAGAAAAGUCCCUGCUGCUGUCACAGAUUGAGAAACUUAAAUUAUCAGUGAGAGAAGACCUGAAUAAAAAUAAUGCCUUUUACAAGAGGAGGAUAGAAGAGUUGGGGCAGAGGCUUCAGGAGCAGAAUGAUCUGAUUAUUACUCAGAAGAAGCAGAUUAAAGAAUUGUCCACAAGAUCAGUUGGAAACAUUAAAUCAUAUGAAGUGAACACUACUGUAGAGCAUCUUCAAGAAUCUAAACCAAGUCUACAACUGAUGCAUGAGCAGGCACCCUUGGUACAUAUGCUGGAACCCAUAGAGGAGCUUUCAGAAGAGGAAAAAGAAACUGAGAGAGUUGAUCGUAAAACAAGUAGAAGUAACCAGUAUUUAUUAAAUGCUUUGAAGACUGAUCCUUCUUUAACUAAAAAAUUACGAGUGUUUUUGGAGCAAGCCUUGGAGGAGAAGCUGGAAUCUUUGGGAAUUAAAGCAGGUGUCCGUGGUAUCCCAAGUGAUCGCUUAAAUAAAAUUUUGCACGCUGUUGAAUCUGCUAGAGAAUGCAGACAGAAGCAGGAGCCUGACUUUCACCGAAUUCGAGAGCAUCUUGAACGCCAAGUCAGCUUUAGGGCUGAAGAGAAAUCAUUGUCUUGUAAUAGACCUGUUUCCUGUCCUCAGCUUCCUUCAGAAGGUAAACAGCACAAUCAACCGGGAAUUUUCUCAUCUGCCACACCGCGAAAACAAGUAAAACGCUCUGCAACUGCUGUCCACCCACCCGAACAAAGACCAGCCAUCACUGAAAAUACCUCUACACCCAAAUCCGUGAAGCAUUUGGGAAGUGUUGCUGCCAGGAAGACAUCUAGCAACACAACUCCACCAUUCAGUUCAGAAGAAGAAGUAGAUGAAGAUGACAUUAAACAGUCUUACGUAUCACUAGAAUUACUGCAAAAACAGUCAAAACCAUCAAGCAGCAAAGUCAGUGUUCUUCAGAAGGCUUCUGGCAAAAGCAAUAUGGAUGGGACAGAGAAAAGUGAAAUUGCUGAAACUGAAACACCUGCCAAAACUUCAAAAGGAACAGUUAUUCAAAAGCUGACUGAACAAGUUGGAAAGAGUCUUUCUAACCAUGGAAAUAAGAACAAACCAGCUGGAGGGGUUAAUGUGGCAGAGGCGUUUAUAAAGAAAGAAGAGGUGAAAGAACUGAAGUUCACUGAAGUUGAUGAUGAUGAUUGGGAUAUAUCAUCAGUAGAAGAUGACAUUUUAUUGCUGAAAGACAAUAGAGGUCAGAAAGCAUUGACAGUUCAGAAAAAUGAGUCAAAUGCUACUUCUACAGUACAUGCAUGGGCUGUUCCGAAGACAAAUGUGCCAAAGGAGGAAGGCCUUCAUGAAGCUGAUAACACAAGCACAUUAAAAAGCAGCUUAGUCACUGUAACAGAUUGGAGUGAUUCUUCAGAUACAUAAUAGCUGUGUUCCUGAUGGGAGGCACUACUUUUGGAUUCAGUUGGCAUUGAAAAUACAGCUGAAAAC
Molecule: messenger RNA, 2800 nt
Organism: Neopsephotus bourkii (Bourke's parrot)
Lineage: Eukaryota; Metazoa; Chordata; Aves; Psittaciformes; Psittacidae
Gene: DZIP1
Product: DAZ interacting zinc finger protein 1
Exons: 20
Coding region: 239-2734 (831 amino acids)
Biological process (GO): cilium assembly
Cellular component (GO): ciliary basal body; cytoplasm
Source: RefSeq, a predicted model, not a curated record